Daktulosphaira vitifoliae (grape phylloxera) is the source of this 2249-nucleotide messenger RNA. It is a transcript of the gene sca, whose product is annotated as protein scabrous. The coding region runs from base 49 to 1869 and encodes 606 amino acids. NCBI's taxonomy places the organism in Eukaryota, Metazoa, Arthropoda, Insecta, Hemiptera, Phylloxeridae. The transcript has 8 exons. The record is from RefSeq and is a predicted model, not a curated record.
AACGUAAAACGUGUUCAGUUUGAAUUUUAGCGUUCAGGCGAUAGCACCAUGAUUGCGACAUUAGUGUUAGUUUUGUUAGGUCUGUUAGUAGCUCCUAUCGGAGCUCAAAUGAAUGAUUUAGAUAUAAACGAUUUAAAAACGAUAAAAAAUCAACUAAAUGUGCUUAUGGAAAAAAGACAACAAGAUUAUGAACAAAUGGAAAAGUCAUUAUUCCAAUCACUUAGAAGAAACUUAGAUCUUGUAGCUUUAAAAGAAGAAAUUAAAAUAUUAAGGAGUGAACAAUUGAAAAUAUCUCAAUCCGGCGAUGGGGGAGAUCGGGAUAAAGUUGCAGUAGGCUGGUUGAAAGAUGUAAUCGAAAGUUUAAAAUCAGAAAUACAAGAUGUUUGGUCAGCAAUUAAUGAAACUGCACAAAUUCACAAAGCAACUACUCUUCAAAAUGAUAUUCAAGCCUUAAAAAAAGACCUUGAUGGUAUUCGAAAAGAUUUACAAACAAUGCAAGGGGAGUUACUUUCUGUUCGAAAAAACGUUGAAAAUGCAGCUAUUUUACAAAUUGAAUUAGAAAAAAAGUUGAAUUCUUUAAUUAAAUAUCAGAAUACUGUUAAUAAAAAAAAUGAAGAGUUGGAAGAAAAACAAAUGGCAACUAUUUAUAAAAGAGUUGCAAUUAGCAAUGAAGAUCCUCUACAAACGAACGUAAUCACAACUAUUGUGACUGACCAAGAAAUUAAAGAACUCAAAAUUCUGGAGUCUUCGAGGAAAUCUUUGAACCACAGAAUGGCACGUUUAGAAAAAAGAAUUAAGGGUAUUUUGUACAGAGAAAGUAGCAUAGUUGAACGAGAAAAUCGACUUUCCAGAUUGGAAGUUAAUCUGAAUGCUACUAAGGAAGCAAUUGCAUUUAACCUGACACGUCAAGAUGCUACCUUAGAUCGACUACAUGGAUCAUUAUUAGAACUUCUGGAAAGUGUUGAAACCUUAGACGACCGGGUUGACGCGUGUUUACCUGAAGUGCGCAAAGAAAUAUCCAAAAUAGAAUUUGCUGUGGCAAGAAUAAAUGCUUCAGUAGCCAUCAUCAAAGAAGAUCAGAACAAUCAAAUGCUAACGACUAAAGCACUAGGAGAAGGCAUGUCAGCAAUUCAGAGAACAUUGAGCAAAACUUCGGAAAAAAUCUUUAUAUCCGAUAAGAUAACUAAAGAUAGUCAUCAAAAAUACACAAGCGCUCUGAAUGAAUUGGAUUCAUUACACAAACCGUAUGGAAGGAUUAUAGGCGAACUACCUAAAGAUUGUUCACAAAUUAAUGAAAAUGGAGAAUAUUUGAUUUCAUCGAAUGGAAAAGCAAUUCUUGUUCACUGUGAAAUAUCAAAAAAUAUGUCCUGGAUUACAUUUCAAAGAAGGACUAAUGAUCAAUUAACAUUCAAUAAUAUAUGGACAGAAUAUUCUGAAGGAUUUGGACAAGUAUAUGGUGAUUUAUGGCUUGGUAAUGAAGCCAUUCAUCAACUUACAUCAGACAAUAAAUCCUCUUUACAAAUAAAUAUGAUUGAUAUUUACGGAAAUUUUUGGAUUGCUGAGUAUAAAAAUUUCAAAGUUUCUAAUGCUAGUACGGGUUAUCUUUUAUCCGUUUCUGGUUUUAAAGGUAAUGCGACUGAUGCUUUAUCCUUCCAAAAUGGUCAUAAGUUUAGUACAUUAGAUCAUGAUCAAGAUGACAGUACCACUAAUUGUGCAGCAAACUAUGAAGGUGGUUGGUGGUACUCCCGUUGUCAACACGCUAAUCUAAAUGGAAAAUAUAAUUAUGGACUGACAUGGUUUGAUUCAAGUCGAAACCAAUAUAUUGCUAUUUCAAAAAGUGAAAUGAAAAUAGGAAGGCCUAUUGUUUAACUCCUGAAUUUGUCUUUGCAUUUACUGCAUGCUAGUCAUUGAGACAAAUAAUAUUCUCAAUAAGAAUAUGAGUCUCUAUUUGAAUGAACUGAUUAGAUAAUUAAUAUUAAUGAACAUAGUAAUCAUUUUAUUAAAAAUAAAACCCAUAAUUUCGUCUUCUGAAAAGUUAAGAUGUUUAUAAAACAAAGUUUAUGCUCAUCUAUUAUUUUUAGUUUUAUUAAAUUUUGAUAUUGUACAUAAAAUUAAAAAAUUAUUUAACAUCCAACCUAACUAUUAAAAUCAGAAUACUUUACUCUCUUAACUAUGCUGUUUAUUUUAUUUUUAAUUUAUAAUAUACAGUUUUUUUUAUCAAUGUCAAUACUUUUUCAUUCAAUGUAAAA